Molecule: messenger RNA, 1410 nt
Organism: Brassica napus (rape)
Lineage: Eukaryota; Viridiplantae; Streptophyta; Magnoliopsida; Brassicales; Brassicaceae
Product: proline-rich protein 3-like
Exons: 2
Coding region: 91-1146 (351 amino acids)
Source: RefSeq, a predicted model, not a curated record
AACCCCAUUAGAUGAAAUCCUUUUUCUCAUCCUACUUCAAACACUAAAGACGAGGUAGCAUAAGGCAAAAGGUAGGCCACGUUCUCUACAAUGGCGGUAACACGCGCCUCCUUGGUCAUUUGCUUCCUCCUCUCUUUGGCUACCAUAGCCACAGCUGAUUACUACUCCCCCUCAACUCCUCCGGUUUACACUCCACCAGCUUACAAACCAACCCACCCACCUCCAGUUUACACACGACCGGUUCACAAGCCAACCCUUCCACCUCCGGUUUACACUACGCCGGCUCACAAACCCACCCUUCCACCACCGGUAUACACACCACCCACAUACAAGCCAACCCUCCCACCACCGGUUUACACUCCACCCACAUACAAACCAAAACCCACCCUCCCACCUCCAGUUUACAAGCCUACACUCUCUCCUCCGGUCUACACUAAACCCACUAUCCCUCCUCCAGUCUACACUCCACCAGUUUAUAAGCCAACUCUUUCCCCGGUCUACACCAAACCAACGCUUCCACCUCCGGUUUACACUCCACCAGCAUACAAACCAACCCUCCCACCUCCAGUCUACACUCCACCGGUUUACAAGCCUACUCUCUCUCCCCCGGUUUACAAGCCAACUCUCUCUCCCCCGGUUUACAAGCCAACUCUCUCUCCCCCGGUCUACAAAAAGUCUCCAAGCUAUUCUCCUCCAACUCCUUAUGUCCCAAAACCAACCUACACUCCACCCACCAAACCAUACGUCCCAGAGAUUCUUAAAGUUGUUGAUGGCAUCAUCCUCUGCAAAAAGGGUUACGAAACCUACCCAAUCCAAGGAGCAAAGGCCAAGAUUGUGUGCUCCGAGCCAGGAUCAUACGGACAGAGCAAGAAGGAUGUUGUGAUCUACAGCGAUCCAACUGAUUCUAAGGGAUACUUCCAUGUGUCGUUGACCAGCAUCAAGGACCUACUUCACUGUCGUGUCAAACUUUACACAUCUCCGGUCGAGACUUGCAAUAACCCGACCAAUGUCAACAAGGGUCUCACAGGAGUUCCAUUGUCGAUGUAUGGAUACCGUUACCACUCUGACAAGAACUUGAAGAUCUUUAGCGUCGGACCUUUCUACUUCACUGGUCACAAGGCUGCUCCAACCACUCCCAAAUACUGAUCAUGAUCACAUAAUUAUCAUGACUAUCUUGCAUGCAUAUUAUAUAUGAGGUCACAUUAACCCAUUUAUUGUUUGAAAACUUUUCCCUUCAAAAUGUCCUUUGUUUCUUUGUACCAAUUCUAUUUGAUUCGUUACAUUACUAAUGCAUUCUAUCUUUUUGGUUAUGUUUUCUUCGAUUUUAUUUAAUAAAAUUGUAAGAGUAACAUAUUCAUAUAUAUAUAUAAAUAUGUAUAUUAAUAAGAAUUUUUCUUGAUGAUAAAGCUA